Messenger RNA from Acanthosepion pharaonis, 474 nucleotides. The record is from the annotation of a GenBank genome assembly. NCBI's taxonomy places the organism in Eukaryota, Metazoa, Mollusca, Cephalopoda, Sepiida, Sepiidae.
AUGAAGCGAAUUUAUUUCCAGCUCACAAACAGAGAAGUCAGAGUUCAGGAAAGAAAGAGAGGAAAAAAAAAUCGUUAUCUCGACAGGAAAUGUAAUGAUACAUUAUCGAUUAUUUAUUUUUUUUCUUUCAACAGAUUUUUCUUCUUUCAAUCAUUCUUGCUUUUCUUCCUUUUUGACUUCUUCACUUUUUCAUUCUUUAUUUCUUAUCCUAUAUUUUUUUUAUUUCUUUCCUUCUAUUUCUUUCUUUUCUGCUUAUCUUUCUCUCAGUUUAAUAUCUUUUUGUUUUCUUCCAAUGCACGGAAAAAUAAUCGUGCUAAAGGAAUGGCUCAGCAGACGGCUGUGGGUUCUCGGGAGAACGGAGAUAACCUUUCUUCAAUGGACGACAGACGGACAAUUGGGCAAUCGAUACCCCCCCCCCCACAGAGACACAAACUCUUUAUCUUUCUCUCUAUUUCGACUGCUUUGUGGGGAUAG